Molecule: messenger RNA, 420 nt
Organism: Bolinopsis microptera
Lineage: Eukaryota; Metazoa; Ctenophora; Tentaculata; Lobata; Bolinopsidae
Product: DNA polymerase delta subunit 3-like
Exons: 5
Coding region: 13-420 (135 amino acids)
Biological process (GO): DNA synthesis involved in UV-damage excision repair; DNA replication; nucleotide-excision repair, DNA gap filling
Cellular component (GO): delta DNA polymerase complex; nucleus
Molecular function (GO): DNA-directed DNA polymerase activity
Source: RefSeq, a predicted model, not a curated record
AGACAUUAGACAAUGGGUAUUGAAGAUCUUGGGCUCCUGCUGGAGAACAUCGAGGAGUAUGUUAUGGAACAGAAGAAAGUUGUGACCUACAAGUGGCUGAGCAGAACAUUUUCUCUAAAUGUUAACCAAGCUAAACAGUUGUUAGCGAUAUUCCACAUGAAACACAAGAAUAUGAAACACAAGAGCAUUCAGGGUGUUUACUACGUCAGUGGGAUGAGACACAAUUCUCAGGGAGUUCUGACACACCAAGUAUGUAUUGUUAACGAGGAUAUGCUGGAAGAAACGAAAUCUCAGUUGGACCCAGUUACCAGUGUUCAUCUAUACAGUGUUCAGAAAGGGAAACCUAAGGGUACUGCCCCUAUGUACAGCGUUGAUUUUGAGCAGCUGAAAAAGAAAAAAGGGAAAGAAUCCGAUCCCUAA